Didymosphaeria variabile is the source of this 1146-nucleotide messenger RNA. RefSeq lists its product as uncharacterized. The record is from RefSeq and is a predicted model, not a curated record. Gene Ontology annotation, cellular component: membrane. The coding region runs from base 1 to 1146 and encodes 381 amino acids. Gene Ontology annotation, molecular function: serine-type endopeptidase activity. NCBI's taxonomy places the organism in Eukaryota, Fungi, Ascomycota, Dothideomycetes, Pleosporales, Didymosphaeriaceae. The transcript is spliced from 2 exons.
AUGUUUCUUCACCGGUGCCGAGCGGCGAUACCAUCGCCAUUGGCGGCACACCGAUCGGCUGUUCGCGUGUCUCGAUGGAGCCACAUCCGACAGCUCCAGACGCAUGGCUCGCAAAACCAGUCGCGCCAACCAUCUAAGACCCUGCCUCAGCGUGGAAGUCCACGACCGCCACCACCAAGGCAACCUGAACCGGCCCAAGAUGAACCACAGCAUACCCCGAACCCUAAUGAAGAGGACCAAUUUCCCGAAGAUCAAGAGAUUCCUAAUGUGAAGGUCCGAUUUUUAAUUCCUGCAAUUUGGGCGGUCACAGUUUCCACGGGCAUCUAUAUCUCGUUCGCAUACUUCACAGCCAAGAGUGAAUUGGAAACUAGGAAUCCCUACAGACUUUUCGGAGGCAACACCAAUCCGGCCAGAAACCCCUCAUAUUCAACCUAUGCUUCCAACGGACCUCCCACGCCUACUGAAGUCGUCACUAGAGCUUGGCGCGAAGCGGACCCCAUGUCAAAGCUAAGCUUGGGUCUCAUCGGAGUGAACGGCGCAGUCCAUCUUUCCGGUCUUGUCGCGCGAGGAGCCUGGCAGCACCUGUGGCAUAUCCCAGCGACCAACCGCAACUAUACGCUGUUUACUUCGACCUUCGUUCAUUCAGGGCCCAUGCACCUUGCAGUCAAUAUGUACGCCAUGUACAACUUCCUGCCUGCAACCGGGUAUUCGAAACUAUUUCGAGGAGACACGAACCACAUGCUCUCCUUUUUCCUGUCGACAGGUGUUAUAUCUGGACUCGCGCAACAUAUUGCAAGCACUAUCUUCAAGCAGGGUCGUCCUUACUCGGCUUUCAUCUCUUCUGGAGGGGCCAGUGGCGCGCUCUUCGCUGUUUUCGGCGCCUUCUGUAUGGAGUACCCGACUCAGGGCGUUGGUAUUAUCUUGAUCCCAUAUUACAUCGAGGCGCAGUACUUCCUACCCAUAGUCAUGGCGUUUGAUCUUGUUGGUAUGAUCCGUGGCUUUAAGUUUGUGAGCUUCGGUCAUGCAGCGCAUUUGAGCGGCGCUACCAUCGGUAUGGCCUACUCUUAUCUUGAUGGACGCAACAAGGUUUGGAGGCCCCUGGUAGAUUUCUGGAAACGACGACUGCAGGGAAAGUCAGUGGCUUGA